UCGAGCCAUUAAACAGGAAAAGUUCUCUAUACGCUCAACUAAAAAACUCAGGCACAAUUUGUCUACAUAUAUCCAGGUGUGCCGCCCUCAGCAGGGAUUCAAGGUUAUAACAAAGAAGAAAAUGACACUGUACUUCGUAUUGCUGCUGUGUUUGCUUAGCGUCUCCGUAACCAAAGAAGAGAAAAUCUGCGAAAUUCGGCCUGAAGGGAAUUCAACAACUGUAGAAUCUCAAGGAAUUGAAUCUUGAACACAACAAAAUAAGCAGCAUUUUUCCAGGAGCUUUCAAAGGACUUCAUUCACUGAAACAUUUACACUUGAACUAUAAUCACAUCACGAAAAUUGAAAAGAACUCCUUUACCGGACUCAAGAAACUGACGGAGUUAUCUUUGGAGAACAAUGGCGUGAAAGACAUUGCUCCUGGUGCCUUGGAUGAGCUUAAUAUAAAUGUUUUGCACCUAAAAGAUAACAAACUUGAGGAGAUGCCUGUGUUUAGGAAGCCCUCACAAAUUGCCUACCUAGAUUUGUCUUCAAACCCAAUAACGAAGCUUGAUGCCAAAGCGCUGGGAAAACAUCAUGACCUUGAAGAACUACAUUUGCGUCAUACAGAGAUUACUACCCUCGAGAACAGAGUGUUUGUCAAUAACACCCGACUUCAUACCUUAUCGUUUAGGGCAGGAAAUCUGAAAGAAAUACGUCGGGAAGCUUUCAAAGGACCUCGGAUUACAAAGUUAAAUUUGCAAGACACUAAUAUCGAAUUUCUGCCAGGUGAUGGCCUUGAAUACUUAAAGCAUCUCAUAAUCAAAGGAGCAUUGAAGCUAUGGGAAAUACCGAUCGUCAGUUUUGAAGGGCUAACAUUGGCAAGUGUAGAAUACGCCUUUCACUGCUGUCUCAUUAAGACUAAAUAUGACUCGAGUAGCCUGAUCGCUACUCGAAAAAGUUUUACGUCAACUUCCGGCACUCCCAAACCGUGUAAUGUGACAGCUACUAGAACAACGACCACAGCACGCCCAACAACUACAAAUCCCUUCGAAAUAGUCGGACCAAAACGCAACAACACGGAAAUCCCAACUGAACCAUGCUACGAUGCAAACAAACCUCAUAACACUCCCCCCACAGAACAGACCGAUGUAGCGUUUAAUUGCUCUUCAGUGCAAAAAAAUGACAAAUUCAACCCGUGCGGCAAUUUGCUGGCCUCGACAGCGUUACGCGUUUGUUCCUGGGUUGUGUUGGUCUUAGCGCUGUUCGGGAACUCGUUCAAACUAUUUGUCCUGUUGCUGAGUAAACGCAAAAUCUCCAUCACCAAGAUACUGAUGUGUAACCUGGCUUUUGCAAACCUUUGCAUGGGUAUUUUUUUGUUAAUGAUCGUGAGCGCCGAUAUGUAUUCGUUGGGCGAAUACCAAAACUUCGCCAUGCGAUGGCAGUUCGUAACUGGAUGCAAAAUUGUCGGAUUUAUAUCGAUUUUCUCCACGGAGCUUUCCGUCUUUGUGUUGACGAUCAUCACUGUAGAGAGAUACUUCACCAUUGUCCAUCCUCUGAAGCUUAACAAACAUUUGAAUACGAAGCAGAUUAUUGUACUCAUAGGGGUGGGGUGGACGUUUUCUUUGACAAUGGCCACCCUGCCCCUGGUGGGGGUGAGUAGUUACCAAGAGGUGGCAAUAUGUCUUCCAUUCGAUGUGAAAAACACUCUGUCAAAAGCUUACGUAACGUUUGUCCUGGCAUCGAAUGGAAUGGCGUUUUUCUUUGUGUUAUUUUGUUACGGUAGGAUGUACUGCAGUCUCGGAGGAUCUGUGCCUGGCGCAUGCGUGAACCGAGUGGAGAGUCGUGUGGCACGACGAAUGGCGAUGCUUGUGAUUACAAACUUCGCAUGCUGGUUUCCGAUUGCGUUUGUCAGUCUUGUAGCUGUUUACGGAACAACUCUAAUAGAUUUGAAAACUGCGCAGUUUUUCUUGAUCUUUGUUUACCCAAUUAACUCCUUCACAAAUCCUUAUCUGUACGCCAUAGGUACGAAACACUUUCAGUUGGACGCACUAGAAAUAAUAAACCGUCUGGGUAUUUGUAAGUCAGCUGUAGAAAAAUUGCGUAACAAGUUACAGGAUCAACUCGAGACUUUACCGAACUCGUCCCGAGGGGUUAGCGGAAGUAAGAUUAGUCUCAGUUCUUCUCGGUCACCGCACCAUUCGCCUAGAGUAUCACCAAAAAGCAGUUUUCGUAGCGAGAACCGCCAUAGCUCUUAUAGAAGCCGCAACGGGAGUACGAGGAGUAACAAUAGCAAUUUCUGCUCCAAUUCAUCGAGAGAGAGCCAAUCUUGUUCAACGUGUAAUUUUUUAACCAUCCCAUUGAUUCAUAGAAAAAGCUUUGACCUGGACAGAGAUAAAGAGAUAGAAGACUCCAGGUCAAGUAUCAAUAUGAAGAACAAUGAAAUCAAAAUGACUUCCUCCCAGUCGCUAAGCUCCAAUUCUGAACUUGAUAAGGUUUCCGCGCGAAGACAGUCCGCCAAAGAAGUUGUUGUGGAUGGGCAGAUUGCCUGUUUGAAUGGAGCGGCGCGUAGGAGCAGAGAUAGCGAUGAAACAGAAGCGCUGAUGCCUCUCAAGUCUGAUACAGGCGAUGUUAAUAAAAACACAGAAGACACAAAGGACAGCCUAAACUUGCUGGUUCCAAUUGUCUUGGUGACAACCUGCUAGCAUUGUCUAUGAUAGUGAUACAGUUAAAGUUCAAUUCAGGGACGCUCUCAAGAAUAGAAAUAGAGUUCCCUUCAAAGAUAGGACCUUCUUUAUGUUUUCCAGUUGGGACUGAAGGCUGUAGAUGAUAGUGUAAUCCACGUUCCAAGGUUCUUCUCUUGCCAUCCCUGAGAACACCGUGGAGAUGCCGGUGGCACAAAUUCUCCACUUUCACUGAAUAUUCCAAACACUCAUUGGCAUAGAAAACAUUUAUAACAUCAGAAAAGAUUAUCCCGCGUUCUCUACCGUCGGCUGAAACGACUCCGAAAAACAAUUCUUUGGAAAAAUAGUUGUAGAGUAGAAAGUUUAAAUUCAUAAAAAUUUAAAAUAAACCCUCCAUUGCGGUGA
This is a messenger RNA of Stylophora pistillata, 3065 nucleotides long. RefSeq names its product lutropin-choriogonadotropic hormone receptor. Gene Ontology annotation, cellular component: plasma membrane. Gene Ontology annotation, molecular function: protein binding; G protein-coupled peptide receptor activity; protein-hormone receptor activity. Gene Ontology annotation, biological process: adenylate cyclase-activating G protein-coupled receptor signaling pathway; activation of adenylate cyclase activity; hormone-mediated signaling pathway. NCBI's taxonomy places the organism in Eukaryota, Metazoa, Cnidaria, Anthozoa, Scleractinia, Pocilloporidae. The record is from RefSeq and is a predicted model, not a curated record.